This is a messenger RNA of Chiloscyllium plagiosum (whitespotted bambooshark), 1213 nucleotides long. Lineage: Eukaryota; Metazoa; Chordata; Chondrichthyes; Orectolobiformes; Hemiscylliidae. The record is from RefSeq and is a predicted model, not a curated record.
AUGUUUAAUUCUGGCACAGAACUUGAGGAAUUCUUUGUUGUAUUCGCAGUUGCAGGACCGGCAUUACCGCCAGGAUUUCGGUCAAGCAAGAGUUCAGACAGUUCGAGUGAUGAUGAGACAACAGGCCACUGUGUUGAUGAGAGGCGAGAAAACUCACCGCCGGCGUUGAGGAAACCCGACAACUCUCCUGUGGAGGAGUGCAGCAGGACGUCAGGAGACAGCAAGCAGAUUGUUAUUCCCCAGGAUGAAGAUGAAGAUGAUGGAUUUUUUGGUCCUGUUCUUCCCCCAGGUUUUCCGAAACGAGAACAAUCACCUGAAAGGCCUUUUAUAGGUCCAGCACUACCACCUGGGUUCACUCAGUCAGAAAAAGAGAGAGAACCUGCUGUACCCUCAAGCUUGCACACAGAAGAAGACAGUGAUGAGGAGGCCCUAAUCGGUCCAAUGCCCUCGAUAGGCGCCGCCGAAAGCAAUGUGGCAGCAGAUAUUGAACGCAGGGCGAGCAGAAUGAAAGAAAAGCUGGCCUCUGGCGACAUGGAUGAUGCCCAGAAACAGAUCAGAGAGUCAUGGAUGGUGGAGCUUCCACCGGUUUUACAGAAUAUAGGCCUGGGUGCAAGAACAUUCAAGAGGCGUGCGAAUGGAGAGUCAUCCGACCGUUCCCUAUGGACAGAUACUCCUGCUGACAGGGAAAGGAAAGCUCAGGAAAUGUUAAAAGCCAAACACUCACCAGCCAAGGAAUCUGAACGUCCCUGUCUGUCUGAAAGAGAUAAACGGAUGGCCAAGGAGGUAGCAUCGUACAAUGAGUCAAGGCGAUCGGAGUCUCUUCUCGAUAUGCAUAGCAAGAAGUUGAAGAGGAAAGCGGAGGAUGAGAAGGAUCGACCCCAGCAGCGAAGGGCUUUUGAUCGUGAACAGGAUUUGCAGGUUCACCGGUUUGAUGAGGCCCAGAAGAAAGCCUUGAUUAAGAAGUCAAAGGAGCUGAACACCAGAUUUUCACAUGGAAAAAGCAACAUGUUUCUGUAAAAAAAAUUAAGAAAAACUAUUUUACUGGCAAAUUGCAGACUUAAAGUGCUGCAGUCAGUCUAUGUUUAACUCUGCUGUAAUAUUUCUGUAUUGUAACUACAAUGGUUCAAACCAAUGUGUUGUAUGAAUAGCAGGUCUCUUAUAAAAUAUUCUACGUUUAAUUUUGAUUGAACUGAAUAAAGAUGAAGCAAUUUUA